Eruca vesicaria subsp. sativa (arugula) is the source of this 2607-nucleotide messenger RNA. The record is from the annotation of a GenBank genome assembly. Lineage: Eukaryota; Viridiplantae; Streptophyta; Magnoliopsida; Brassicales; Brassicaceae.
AUGAGUGGCGAUGGUGAUGGUCCAAAGGCGCAGGAGGGUGAGUUGUUUGUGGCGGUGGCCGUGAAGGGUAUUAUCGGAGAUAAAUUGGGCGGUGGUGGAAGCCGCCGCGCCGUACGGUGGGCCGUCGAUAACCUCUUACCUAAGGCUGAUCGGUUUAUGAUGAUCCACGUCAUCUCCACCAUUACUACUAUCCCUACCCCUACCGGAGGCAGAUUACCGGUGGAGGAGGUGGAGGAGAGACUGGUGGAAAUGUAUGUGAGAGAAGUGAAACAAGAAUAUGAAAAAGUCUUUGUUCCCUUCUUGAAAAUGUGCAAGAGACGUAGUCGUACCAAGGUCGAAACUUUGUUGCUAGAGCAUGAUGAUCCUGCAAAAGCGCUUCUGCGAUUCAUCUUCAAAUCAGGAGUUAACAGUUUGGUUAUGGGAUCAUUCACGCCAAACGUAUUCACACGGAUGACAAAAGGCCCAGGAGUACCGUUGACUGUCUUAAGAUACGCUCCAGAAACAUGUGAAGUCUACAUUGUGUGCAAAGACAGGAUCACUACAAAAUCUAUGGAUCCAUUAAUCAACGCAGGGCCGUCCACAGGACCACAAGCAUCUGCUUCCGCCCGCGGUUACCUGAAAGACAGGCCAGCUAGAUUCCAAACUGUACAGUCUCAAAAGUUGUCUACUGAUCGAGAACACAUAGAGCCAGGGACGACAAGGAGAUCAGUAUCGGCUAAAGAGCUGAGAUCAGACGCAUUAAGUCUCGCUUAUAGUCAACUCAAAACACCUCAAAUUAGUAGGGCUCCUAGUGCAAAAGCUUCAGAGAUUGUAAGACGGCGUGGAGCAUCAGAUAUUCCACAACAAAACUACUUGUGUUAUGAUCAAACAACCCAACCUCAAUCGAAUCUUGGGAACAUCGUUGAAGAGCAAAGAGGUCCUGAUUCGCCACCUGCAACAUCUAAAAAAGCUAAGAAGGUUGACAUUGAAGCAGAAGUCAAGCGUCUGAAAAAAGAGUUAGAAAAUACGGUCGUUAAAUACAAACAAACUUGUGAAGAGCUAACUUCCACCAAAAACAAGGUUCAGGUGCUAUCUUUAGAAUGUUCAGCCGACGCUAGAAGAGUGAACAGUGCUGUAGAGAAAGAAGAGUUGCAGAGAAAAACAGCAGCGCUGGAGAAAGAGCGAUACGUGAAGGCUGUUAAAGAGGUAGAAACAGCGAAAGCGUUGCUUGCGAGGGAGUUUUGUCAGCGACAAAUCGCGCAGGUAAAUGCUUUAAGGACUUACUUAGAGAAGAAGAAAGUGAUCGAUCAGCUUUUAGGAACCGAUCAACGGUACAGGAAAUACACAAUCGAAGAGAUUUUCACAGCCACUGAAGGAUUCUCCCCAGAGAAAGUGAUCGGAGAAGGAGGAUACGGAAAAGUUUAUCAGUGUAGUCUUGAUAGUACUCCGGCAGCUGUUAAGGUUGUUCGCCUAGAUACGCCAGAGAAGAAACAAGAGUUCUUGAAAGAGGUUGAGGUCCUAAGCCAGCUCCGACACCCACACCUGGUUCUUCUCCUUGGAGCUUGUCCGGAGAAUGGUUGUCUGGUUUACGAGUAUUUGGAAAAUGGAAGCCUCGAGGAAUAUAUAUUUCACCAAAAAAAUAAACCGCCUCUGCCUUGGUUUAUCCGGUUUAGGGUGAUUUUCGAGGUAGCUUGCGGUUUAGCCUUCUUACAUAGCUCCAAACCGGAACCAAUUGUACACCGUGACCUAAAACCGGGAAACAUCUUGUUAAACCGGAACUACGUGAGCAAAAUUGCAGACGUCGGUUUAGCUAAGCUGGUUACGGAUGUUGCACCAGAUAAUGUCACAACGUAUCGACACUCUGUUCUUGCUGGAACAUUGCAUUACAUUGACCCGGAGUACCAUCGAACCGGAACGAUUAGACCAAAAUCUGAUCUCUAUGCGUUUGGGAUAAUCAUUCUUCAGUUGUUGACGGCUCGUAAGCCCAACGGACUUGUACACGCAGUUGAAAAAGCGGUACAGAAAGGAACAUUAAACGAAAUGCUUGACAAGUCUGUUACGGAUUGGCCUUUGGCAGAGACCGAGGAAUUGGCACGAAUUGGUUUGAAGUGUGCGGAGUUUCGGUGCCGAGAUAGACCAGAUCUUAAAGAAGAGGUUAUACCUGUUUUGAAAAGGGUUGUAGAGACUGCAAACUCAAAAAUAAAGAAAGAACAAAGCAACGCACGUGCACCAAGUCAUUACUUUUGUCCCAUCUUAAAAGAGCUAAUGGAAGAACCAGAGAUUGCAGCUGAUGGAUUCACCUACGAGAGGAAAGCAAUCUUAGCCUGGCUUGAGAAACACAACAUUUCACCAGUGACUCGCCAAAAGCUCGAGCACUUUAAGCUCACACCGAACAAUACACUCCGUUCUGCGAUUCGCGAUUGGAAAUUAAGAGUACAGUUUUCUAAUGCUGUUGUUGAUACAUCAUCAUGUUGAUUUCUCAUUGUGGAUUUUUCUACAACUUUUUCAUUUGGAGUUCUUAUAUUAUUUAGCUAUAUAUGCAUGUAACUAUAUGGUGGACAGAAAAAGAAACGGUUAUGCAGUUUGGUCUAUGUUUUAUAAGGUAAUAAAAACCAAAAAUAUAGUAGA